Messenger RNA from Mizuhopecten yessoensis (Yesso scallop), 2353 nucleotides. RefSeq lists its product as uncharacterized. The record is from RefSeq and is a predicted model, not a curated record. Bases 166 to 1719 code for a protein of 517 amino acids. The transcript is spliced from 3 exons. NCBI's taxonomy places the organism in Eukaryota, Metazoa, Mollusca, Bivalvia, Pectinida, Pectinidae.
GAUUAGAAUGAAGAAAUAUGACAGUUCUCGCGACGCGAGAUUUGAAUUAAAGACGUGAUUUGAAAGAAAAAACAACAACGCCGCUUCGACGAAGAAAGAGAAUUGAAAUCGCUGAAAAGAUACCUUUCUUUAAUCCUUAAUCGUGACAUCAGCCGAGGUUUAAACAUGCCAAAGAAGAAGAAAAAAAGUAGACUGACAACUCGCAAAAACAAAUCAACAGCCAAACAGAGUUUCAUCAGACGUAUGGAAUAUGCAGCAAAGAAGGCGCAAACCAACCCUUGUGACGCUCAUCCUCAUUCAAGACUAGUUACACCAACACCUGUUUAUCUUGAGGAGGUUUGUCCGCAACAGGACCCAACUUCCACAAUGUAUGUGACCUGCCACAUGGAUACCCCAAUGUUUCAUCCUGCAACUCUGGACGUGGCCUGCGAUGAGUGUAUUGACACCAAGCCUUUCAGCAUAGCACCCAACACCCAUCAAGACUUUGCUUAUAAUGUGUCCGUUAAAAUGGAGCCCACUACCCCACCACCCAACACCCAUCAGGAUGUUGCCUGCAAUGUGUCCAUGGACACAGAGUCCACUAGCAAACCACCCAACACCAAUCAAGACUUCGCUUAUAAUGUGUCCAUUAAAAUGGAGCCCACUACCCCGCCACCCAACACCCAUCAAGACGUGGCCUGCAAUGUGUCCAUGGGCACAGAAACCACUACCCCACCACACAACACCCAUCAAGACUUUGCUUGCAAUGUGCCCAUUAAAAUGGAGCCCACUACCCCACCACCCAACACCCAUCAGGACGUGGCCUGCAAUGUGUCCAUGGGCACAGAGCCCACUACCCCACCACACAACACCCAUCAGGACGUUGCUUGCAAUGUGCCCAUUAAAAUGGAGCCCACUACCCCGCCACACAACACCCAUCAGGACGUUUCUUGCAAUGUGCCAGUUAAAAUGGAGCCCCCCAGCUUAACUCCUAACACAGAUGUGAAUGUGAAUAGCAUACCAUUAAGUGAAACUGGUAUUCAUCUUUUGGAUCGUUACACAUCACUUCGAAACAAUUUAUCCACUGGUAUAGACCCCCCCUUUUUACUAGAUCCUCAUCACAAAAACAUUCACCUGCUACAGCUGUAUCGGAGUGGCAACAGAUCUGUUGUGAAGACUUGUGUAACCAUCAAAGAAGAUUUCACCGCAACCGUGAAUGUCCACGGAAGUGACAUAUCUCGGGAACAUGAACUUUGGAGUGGUUUGCCAGCUAUCUACGAUUCAGUGUCAGCAGUACAUGGACUUUUGAGAUGUUUAUGUAAAUACAGUGUGUGUAUUGGCAAUCCGGAUGUGGAGUUACAAGACCUAAUUCCUGUGGGAUCUGUUCUCACCGAUUCAAACUCGCUAUCAAUUUGGGCAUAUCGCGAGGGUGACUUCUGUGCCAGUCGGGGAGACGUUUCGUAUAACUCUACAGUACGGUCAGUGAAGUGUUGUUUGCUGGUAGAAGGUGCAAGCUGUGCAAGCUGUGCAAGUUGUGCAUCAUUCCGAAAAGCCUUGCAGGACAGGGAGUACAAUCAUGGGCUGUUCGUGUCAAAAUCAGCAAAGUCUGACAGUCUGCAUAGAAGGACUCCACUUGUUACAGUGUCAUAUGGCAUGCUUCAACAAAAACUGAAACAACAAAAGGACAAAAUCAGAUCACUUGAAUCGGAGCUUGAUGCUUUAAGAAGAAGCAUCACAUAGUCUGUGAUAGAAUACAACUUCGGCAUGACUGUUAAUGUAAGGCCGGCAGAUUGAAUAAUUGUUUCAUAUGAAAUGUUAUUUUUACUUUCACAUCUCAAUAACAACAACAAAAAUGGCAGAUUGAAUAUUUGUUUCAUAUGAAAUGUUAUUUUUACUUUCACAUCUCAAUAACAACAAUACAGUUAUGGGUUUUGCCUUGAGACAGUCACCAACCAGUAUAUGUAAAUUGAAUUAACUAUGUGAGGUCAUCGAUUUAGACAUUUGUUACAAUGUAUACUUUUAAUGAAUACACUAAUAAUCAAAGUUUACACAUAAUCCACCAUAUAACCGACACAAUUUGAAAUACACAGAAUGAUAUAUUCACCUUAAUAGGAAAGCUGGUCAAUAAAAUUUACCAAUUUUUAUCAGGAUUGCUUUGGUUUGGUUAAAUUCUGUUUAACGUCCUAGUAACAGCUAAGGUUAUUUUCGUACGUGCCUCCAUGCAUGUGUGUAGUUUAUAUGCGUGUUUGCGUGUGUGUAUGCUGGAGACGGGGUAUGUUGGUUUUCUUCCCUCCUUAUGAUAGCGAGAUCUGAUGCUGACUUUAUAGUACUAUCUCACUGAAAUGCCAUGCAGAAGGCACCUAGCACAGCAUUC